GGGAAGCUCAUAUAAAGGGUUUCAAACUCUAGCCUCACAGCUGUCAGACCUUCGAGAUGGGGAGGCUGCUGCUCUGGGUUGGGUUGGCUCUUGUGCUGGAACGCCACAAUGGUGCUGCCCACAAACUCAUGUGUUAUUUCACCAACUGGGCAUAUAGUCGACCAGACCCUGCCUCGAUCUUGCCCCAGGACCUGGACCCCUUUCUCUGCACCCACCUGAUAUUUGCAUUUGCCUCAAUGAAAAACAGCCAGAUUGUGGCCAAAAAUGCCCAGGAUGAGAAUAUUCUCUACCCAGAGUUCAACAAGCUCAAGGAGAGGAACAGGAAGCUGAAAACACUGCUGUCUGUUGGUGGGUGGGACUUCGGCACACCAAGGUUCACCGCUAUGUUGUCCACACCCACCAGGCAUGAAAAGUUUGUUGAUUCAGUUAUAUCCCUCCUGAGGACAUAUAACUUCGAUGGUCUUGACCUUUUCUUCUUGUACCCUGGACUGAGAGGCAGCCCCAUGCAUGACCGGUGGAAUUUUGUCUCCUUAAUUGAAGAGCUCGUGUUAGCCUUCAAAAAGGAGGCAAUCAACAACCUGCACCCAAAGCUGCUGCUGUCUGCUGCUGUCUCUGGGGCCCCAAAUAUCAUCCCAACAUCUUAUGAUGUCCGCGUUCUAGGAAGAUGCCUGGAUUUCAUCAACAUCUUGUCUUAUGACUUCCAUGGGUCCUGGGAGAAGUUCACAGGACACAGUAGCCCCCUGUUCUCUCUGCCUGGAGACCUCAGAUCGUCGGCAUAUGCCAUGAAUUACUGGCGAAGGCUUGGGGCACCCUCAGAGAAGCUCAUCAUGGGGUUACCCACCUAUGGACGUACCUUUUGCCUCCUCAAAGCCUCUGAGACUUGGUUGGGGGCCAGGGCUAUGGGACCAGCAUCUCCAGGGAAGUACACCAAGCAAGCUGGCUUUAUGGCUUAUUUUGAGGUUUGCUCCUUUGUUCAGAGAGCAAGGAAGCAUUGGAUUGAAUAUCAGUUUGUCCCAUAUGCCUAUAAGGGGAAGAAGUGGGUUGGCUAUGACGAUGCAGCCAGCUUCAGUUACAAAGCAACGUUCAUAAAGAAAGAGCAUUUUGGGGGGGCCAUGGUAUGGACAUUGGACCUGGAUGACGUCAGGGGCACUUUCUGUGGCAAUGGCCCUUUCCCCCUUGUCCACAUAUUGAAGAAUCUCCUAGUGAAUGAUGAGUUCAGCUCAAUCCUUUCAUCACAAUCUUGAUUCUCAUCUCUUGUGGGUUCUUCAAUAACUGACCUUGAAAAAGCUGUGACCAAGGCAUUGAUCAUUAAUUUUGAGAUUUUUCUCCCAGAAGGAGAGGCAAUGACCACCGGGAACCAUGGAAAGUAUGAAAAUAUGUUUACCAUCCCCAGAGAUGAGACUGUGACCCCUGGAAUGGAAACUAUGACCCUUGGAAAGCACAGUGUAACUCUGAAAGAGAAGACCAUGACUCCUAUGGAUCAUUCAACUGUGACCCCUGGAGAGAUGACCAUGACCCCUGUGGCUCAUCUGACUGUGACCCCUGGAGAGACAACUAUGUCCUCUGUCAGUCAUCAGUCUGUGACUUCUGGAGAGAUGAUUAUGACCCCUAUGCAUCAUCUGACUGUGACUGCUGAAGGAACGACUAUGAUCCCUUUGAAUCUUCAGACUGAGACCACUGGAGAGAUGACUAUGACACUUAAAAGGAAGUCUGUGGUCCCUGAAAAGGUGAUCGUCUCCUCGGGAAGGAUGACAAUCACCUCUGAUGGGCAGACUAAGACUCUUAGAGGGGCGAAUUUGACUUCUGAGGUGAGGAUUGACUGCCUGAUGCGUGACUUUGGUCUUUAGAUGGUAGCUAAAAGCAGAAUGCUGUCCUGUGGCUCUGCCGUACAGCUCCCAGGAAACUCUCCGCUUGCUUUUGACAACCUCUUUUUUUCCACUGAUGGAAGCUAUUCCUUUGUCAACUCAAAUGACCCUUCCAGCAAUCCCUCCUCCCUAAAAAAACAAAACCCAGAAAGCCCUGCUGUGAAUCAAGGAGCCUAA
Trichechus manatus latirostris (Florida manatee) is the source of this 2042-nucleotide messenger RNA. It is a transcript of the gene OVGP1, whose product is annotated as oviductal glycoprotein 1. The record is from RefSeq and is a predicted model, not a curated record. Gene Ontology annotation, cellular component: extracellular region. Gene Ontology annotation, biological process: chitin catabolic process; carbohydrate metabolic process. NCBI's taxonomy places the organism in Eukaryota, Metazoa, Chordata, Mammalia, Sirenia, Trichechidae. Gene Ontology annotation, molecular function: chitin binding; chitinase activity.